Messenger RNA from Vitis vinifera (wine grape), 2431 nucleotides. RefSeq names its product actin-related protein 5. The transcript has 12 exons. Bases 74 to 2251 code for a protein of 725 amino acids. NCBI's taxonomy places the organism in Eukaryota, Viridiplantae, Streptophyta, Magnoliopsida, Vitales, Vitaceae. Gene Ontology annotation, cellular component: Ino80 complex; cytoplasm. Gene Ontology annotation, biological process: regulation of DNA-templated transcription. The record is from RefSeq and is a predicted model, not a curated record.
UAAUCCAGGGCAAAAGCAGAGGACAGUUGAACCUCAAAACCCCAGUGUCGUUCCACGGAGAUAAAGAAAGAAAAUGCCCUUCGUUUCCCAAACAAGUCUCCAGUCCGAUUACACACUCUUCUCUUCCAACUGCCCCAUUGUCAUAGAUAAUGGUGGAUCCAAUUUCCGAAUUGGAUGGGCAGGAGAGACUGACCCGCGCAUCAUCUUCCGCAACAUCGUUCAGAGGCCGCGUCACAAAGCUACUGGUGAAACUGUAACAAUCGUUGGUGACCAUGAUCCUGCAUUGAUGAAAUACUUUGACUGCACGCGCUCAUCACCUCGCUCGGCUUUUGACAGCAAUGUCGUUUAUCAAUUUGAAAUAAUGGAAUAUAUUCUUGACUACGGGUUUGAGCGCAUGGGCGCAGAUGGAUCACAGGUUGAUCAUCCUGUCCUGAUUACAGAAUGUGUAUGCAACCCAGUUCAGUCUCGCAGUAAAAUGGCAGAGCUUCUUUUUGAAACUUAUGGAGUUCCAUCAGUAGCAUUUGGUGUUGAUGCUGCAUUCAGUUAUAAAUAUAACCAGCAGCUUGGGAUUUGUGAUAAAGAUGGUCUUGUGGUGUGCCCAGGAUUUACCACUACUCAUGUUAUCCCAUUUGUUGAUGGCGAGCCUGUUUAUAAAGCAUGCUGCCGAACAAAUAUUGGUGGGUUCCAUGUCAGUGAUUACUUGAAGCAACUUCUUUCACUCAAAUACCCUCAUCACAUGUCUAGAAUUACAUGGGAAAAGGUUGAAGACUUGAAGAUGGAGCACUGUUAUAUUGCAACGGAUUAUGCUUCAGAAGCUCGAUUAUUUCAGAAAGGGGGCAAGGAAGCUGAAGAUAAAACCAGGUGUUGGCAACUCCCAUGGGUUCCACCUCCAGUUGAGGGUCUACCUUCAGAAGAAGAGAUUGCGAGAAAGGCAGCUAUAAAGGAAAGACAAGGUCAACGAUUGCGGGAAAUGGCUGAGGCAAAGAGAUCUUCAAGGAUAAAUGAACUAGAAAAUGAACUUCAAGGUUUGGAAUUUCUUCUUCAGCAGCUUGGAAAUGUAGAAGAGAAAGACAUUGCAUGUUUCUUGGCGGAGACUGGCUAUGUCUCUAAGCAGGAAAUAGAAUCUUCUCGUGCAAAAGUAAUGCAGUCUUUACGAAAAGCAAAAGGUGAACCAAAGGGUGAACAAGCUGAAACUGAGGAGAAGGUUGAUCCCUCUGCAGCUGAAAAGUAUCCUCUUAUCAAUAUCUCCGACAACAUGCUGACCCCAGAGCAGCUCAAGGAAAAGAAGAAGCAGUUGUUUCUCAAGACCACGUCUGAGGGUCGUCAGCGAGCUAAACAGAAACGCUUUGAAGAAGAAUUAGAACGAGAAAGGCAAAAUCAACAAGAUGAAGAGAAACGCUUGGAGAACCCAGAACUUUAUUUGGAGCAGCUACGUGCUAAACACAGAGAACUUUCUGAAAAAGUUGAGCAGCGGAAACGGCACAAGACAAAUGGAAACCACACAAAUGGAAAUCAUAAUUUAUCUGGAGGUGUUGGUCGUGGUGAGAGAUUAAAUGCUGCCCAGAAAGAAAGAAUGCGCCUCUUAACAACGGCAGCAUUUGAUCGAGGAAAAGGUGAGGAUACUUUUGGUGCCAGAGAUGAAGAUUGGCAACUUUACAAACUGAUGAGCAAAGAUAAUGAUGAGGACGAAGAGGGACCAGAUGCAUAUGAGGCAGAGCUGGCCCGUAUCUCCUCUAGGCUCCAGGACAUAGAUCCAAAUUUUGUUUCCAAAUCAGAAUUAGUACCCUUUCAACCUGUUGUUGAAGUCCCAUCUUUCCGUCCUCUCAGCAAGGAAGAUUUCCAGAUUGUGUUUGGUGUUGAAAGAUUCCGGUGCCCAGAAAUUCUAUUUCAUCCCAAUUUAGUAGGGGUGGACCAGGUAGGUGUGGAUGAGAUGGCUGGGGUUUCAAUAAGGAGGUUGCCAUCUAGGAGCCAAGGUUUAAACGAGCGAAUGACCAAUUCGAUCCUUCUAACUGGUGGGAGCUGUCUCUUCCCUGGUAUUCGUGAGCGUUUAGAAGCUGGAAUCCGGAUGAUUCGUCCUUGUGGAUCACCAAUAAGAGUGGUCAGAGCAUCAGAUCCAGUUCUUGAUGCGUGGCGUGGUGCAGCUGUUUAUGCUGCAUCCUUGCAAUUUCCAGGGCAAACAUUCAGUAAGACAGACUACUAUGAAAAGGGUGAAGAUUGGCUUCGUAGAUAUACAUUGAGGUACACACUAUGAUUAUUUUGGUGAUACCACAUUAAGAAAUGCCUUGGACCUGGGAUGACAUUAAAUACUUAACAAUUUAGACAGACUGCUGAACUCUGGCAGUUCAUGCCCUCAUGCCUUUUUAUGCUGUUGUCAAAUAUUACCACAUAUAUCUACCAAUAUCAUCCUCAUGUCAUUUCUGCUGCUGUCAAA